Molecule: messenger RNA, 1539 nt
Organism: Aspergillus puulaauensis
Lineage: Eukaryota; Fungi; Ascomycota; Eurotiomycetes; Eurotiales; Aspergillaceae
Product: sugar porter family MFS transporter
Exons: 2
Coding region: 1-1539 (512 amino acids)
Biological process (GO): carbohydrate transport; transmembrane transport
Cellular component (GO): membrane
Molecular function (GO): carbohydrate:proton symporter activity
Source: RefSeq, a predicted model, not a curated record
AUGUUUCUCCAGCAUACAAGAGGAAAGCCUCUCCAGCUCAGUAUUACUGCGGCAUGUGGUUUUGGGUUUCUUCUUUUUGGCUAUGACCAGGGUGUUUUUGGUGGUCUACUCGACAACGACCAUUUUCUCCGCACAUUUGGAUACCCCAACACCACGAUCCAAGGUCAGAUAGUGGCCACUUAUGAUAUUGGAUGUAUUAUCGGCACUCUAGUGUCCAUGUUCUUUGGUGAUAAACUGGGGCGACGACGAUGCAUCCUUACCGGGUCUUGCAUUCUCAUUAUUGGCGGCAUUCUGCAAACAGCUGCAUACUCCAUGGCUCCGAUGAUUGUUGGCCGUGUGGUGGCUGGGAUAGGCAAUGGCAUGAACACUAUUGCGUGCCCAGUUCUGCAGUCCGAGACAGCGAAGGCAAAUGAUCGUGGAAAACUCAUUGUCCUGCAGUUGGUAUUGAAUAUAUUCGGUAUUGUGGUUAGCAACUGGAUGAACUUUGGUUUCACUUAUAUUCCCAAUUCCUCCGUUAGCUGGCGCUUCCCUCUCGCCUUCCAGUGUUUCUUUGCUCUUAUUACAAUCGCUCUCAUUUAUGUCGCGCCGGAAUCGCCACGCUGGCUGCUCAUGAAACACCGCGCAGAUGAGGCCCAGGACACCUAUGCUCGACUACUGGACAAGCCCUACGACGACCCUGAAGUUACUCAAGAAAUACAGUGCCAGGCGCUCGCUCUUCAGCAGGAGGCGGAGUUACAGCAGUCGAACCCGCUCAAAGAGAUAUUCACUACAAACAGCAAACAACAGACACUGCGCAGGAUUCUUCUCGGUGCAGGCACUGCCUUUUUCCAGCAGGUGGGGGGCACCAACGUGAUCGCAUACUAUCUUCCAAUCGUGCUAACGCGCUCCGUUGGACUGGAUAACCGGCUCGCGCUGAUUCUCUCUGCUUGCGAUUCCAUGUCCCUGAUGUUCUGGGGCGCCAUUGCCGCUCUUCUUAUCGACCGAAUCGGCAGGAAGAAGUUACUCCUAAUGGGCGUCACGGCAAGCAGUAUCUGCUUCGCGCUGGUUGCUGUUGGGUUGAGAUACGGUGGACCAGACAACAAAGGCAUGUCCAUCCUCGCAGUGGUGUUUAUCUUCAUGUACUAUGUCUUCUACGGAAUGUCUCUCCUGUCAAUCCCGUUUAUAUAUCCGGCCGAGAUCAACUCGCAGAAAAUGCGCAAUAUCGGCACCUCCUUUGCAACGACCGUUAACUGGCUCUUUGUCUAUGUUGUGGUAGUUGCCACUCCGACUGGCAUCGAAAGUAUCGGGUGGAAGUACUAUAUGCUGUACGCGAUAUUCAACUUCCUCUUCAUCCCGAUCAUCUGGUACUUCUAUGUUGAAACGGCCAAUCUUUCGUUGGAGCAGGUGGAUCGACUGUUUGAGAUCCAACAAGAUGCAGGCAAGGAUAUGAAUUGGUCUGAGGCAUACAAGAUUGCCCGCGCGGAAAACCCAACAGCGGCUAUGGGAGGACUGUCUAUCAAGGACGGUGUUGAAUCUGAGCAUCAUGAAGUCUUGGCUUGA